GGAUUGCUUCGUCUUUAUAAUUUAUAAACAAAUGCAUAUAAAUUUCCUAUUAGUAUUUUAAUAAAUUUUACUUAGUUACGCCGUGUGUGGUGGGAUAAAUAAAGCAAAUUAUCUCGCAGAUAUUUUAUGCGCGUAAAAAUUUUAAUACUUCCUCUUAAAAAUGACCGUAAUUGCCGUAGAUGGUGUGCCGCCAAAGCUCACUAUGAAACUAUUUAUUAGAAAGCUUUCAUGGGUUGUGAAAGGCCAUUUUGAAGCCCUCGGCUUUGAGUUCAAGAAAAACAGCCCAAAGAUUUGUUAUUUAAAAUUGUCGCCGAAUUUGAAUGCAGCUGAUGUUAUAAGAAGAAUCAACAACUAUGAGACACCAAGUGGGAAAUUUAAGUUAAGAGCAUAUGUCCCUUCAACAGUUCCGAAUUUAGGUGCAAAACCUGUAACAUUGUCAAACAGAUUGAGAAGAGUCAUGAAGAUACCAUUGGAAUUGACGCCAGAGGAGUGUUUUCUAAAAGUACACAAUGAAAUCAUCAAGGAAAUGGUAUACAAGUUUACAGGACUGCUUAAUCUGAGUAAAAAGACCAACCACAAACUUAUGGAUAAUAUAUGCCUUACGGUAGCCGAGAGGCUGAGACGCGUCUCCAACUCGUCUAAAAUAGUCAAUACACCGUUCAAACUCAGCUCGGCGUACAGGAAAGCGCACCCGCACUUUGGCGAUUUCCAAUUCAUUCUGUGCACUUUGCAUAUGUUGGAGGAUGCGCAGGCGCAGCAGAGGUCGCAGAUCAGCGAGAAGGAGUUGACAGUUGUCUACUAUAAUCCGGAUGUUAUAAAUAACGUACGUCAUGACAACGCAAGAGAAACAUGCAAUAAAUACUCGGAGAGAAUUAUUAAGAAGGUGACAGAGCACAUAAAUAGUCUAAAGACAGACUCGCACCCGGACCAGACUGAAGAAGAGAAAGCAAGAGUUAAUGUAAGGAAGCAGUUGAAGAAGAUAGCACCAUAUUUAGCACUGAUGGUCAAAGAGGUGACGGGGGCACAUUUGAAACCUGUGAAGCAAUCCUUCUACGACGUUAGGAUAUACGGCGAGCCGUAUUACCCGAGCCGCGAUGAAGUUAAAGUGUUCCUGAAGAAGUUCGGAGCUAGAUCGGUGCACAGGGACGACGCCAUGUUCAACCUGGCUAUGUUCAAGCUGACCCGGCAGGCGUAUAUGAACAUUAUGAACGAGGAUGGAGUUACCAUAGGGGGCUGUAAACUUACGAUACGUGGUUCAGAUUUACCGACAUACAAAAUCCCUGAAUCGGUCUUGAAGCAAAUAUCGAUUUCGGAGCCAGCUCUAGAGGAAGGACAUGUCGUGGCGGAGGAAAAUUGGGAAGAUUGGUGAAUUUAUUUGUUGGAAUAAAUGUAUAUAAGGAGAAUUAAAAUAUAUGAUUUUAUGUAA
Molecule: messenger RNA, 1426 nt
Organism: Zerene cesonia (dogface butterfly)
Lineage: Eukaryota; Metazoa; Arthropoda; Insecta; Lepidoptera; Pieridae
Exons: 10
Coding region: 161-1369 (402 amino acids)
Source: RefSeq, a predicted model, not a curated record